UGUACAGCACUGGGUGUGUGCCCAGAGCAGAGGAGGAGAGACCACGGUCGCUCACCAGUCUCCUGGGCUGUAGAGAAGACAGAAGCAACAUGAGCACUGCAGGAAAAGUGAUAAAGUGCAAAGCAGCUGUGCUGUGGGAAUACAAGAAACCCUUCUCCAUUGAAGAGGUGGAAGUUGCACCCCCAAAAGCCUAUGAAGUCCGUAUUAAGAUCGUGGCCACGGGAAUCUGUCGCUCUGAUGACCACGUGGUGAGCGGCAAUUUACACUCGCCUCUUCCUGUGAUUCUAGGCCAUGAGGCAGCUGGCAUCGUGGAGAGCAUUGGAGAAGGAGUGACUACCGUGAAACCAGGUGACAAAGUCAUCCCGCUCUUCAUACCCCAGUGUGGAAAGUGCAGGAUCUGUAAACACCCGGAGAGCAACUUCUGCAUGAAAGCCGAUCUGAGGAAGUAUCAGGGGACCUUGGUCGACGGCACCUGCAGGUUCACCUGCAGAGGGAAGCCCAUCCACCAUUUCUUGGGCACCAGCACCUUCUCCGAGUACACAGUGGUGGACGAGAUCUCGGUGGCGAAGAUCGAUGCCGCCUCGCCGCUGGAGAAAGUCUGCCUCAUCGGCUGCGGGUUCUCCACGGGCUAUGGCUCUGCAGUCAACGUGGGCAAGGUCACGCGGGGUUCCAUCUGUGCUGUCUUUGGCCUGGGAGGGGUUGGUCUGUCUGUCGUCAUUGGCUGUAAAGCAGCAGGAGCAGCCAGGAUCAUUGGUGUGGACAUCAACAAGGACAAAUUUGCCAAGGCCAAAGAGUUGGGUGCCACUGAGUGCAUCAACCCCCAAGACUAUGACAAGCCCAUCAAUCAGGUGCUGUACGAAAUGACUGACGGAGGUGUGGAUUUCUCCUUCGAAGUCAUUGGUCGGCUUGACACCAUGGUUUCUGCCCUGCUGUGCUGUCAAGACUCACAUGGUGUGAGCGUCAUUGUAGGGGUACCUCCUAAUGCCCAAAGCCUCUCAAUGAACCCCAUGGCUCUGCUGGCCGGACGUACCUGGAAAGGAGCUCUGUUUGGUGGCUAUAAGAGCAAAGAUUCUGUCCCCAAACUUGUGGCUGAUUUUAUGGCUAAGAAGUUUCCACUGGAACCAUUAAUAACCAACGUUUCUCCUUUUGCAAAAAUAAAUGAAGGAUUCGACCUUCUUCGUUCUGGGAAGAGUAUUCGCACAGUUCUGACAUUCUGAAAUUGUAUGGAUUCAUAUGGAUGCCUUUGCUGGAAGCCAGCUUCCCACUCGUCCUUCCCAGCCCACCCGGAGUACCUGCUAGAGGGCAUUGUUACUUCUGCUCCUUAGAAAUGCCAUCAAUAAAUGACUUGUGCAAG
Molecule: messenger RNA, 1354 nt
Organism: Perognathus longimembris pacificus (Pacific pocket mouse)
Lineage: Eukaryota; Metazoa; Chordata; Mammalia; Rodentia; Heteromyidae
Gene: Adh1c
Product: alcohol dehydrogenase 1C (class I), gamma polypeptide
Exons: 9
Coding region: 90-1217 (375 amino acids)
Biological process (GO): retinoic acid metabolic process; retinol metabolic process
Cellular component (GO): cytosol
Molecular function (GO): zinc ion binding; all-trans-retinol dehydrogenase (NAD+) activity
Source: RefSeq, a predicted model, not a curated record